This is a messenger RNA of Neomonachus schauinslandi (Hawaiian monk seal), 3328 nucleotides long. It is a transcript of the gene DZIP1, whose product is annotated as DAZ interacting zinc finger protein 1. Gene Ontology annotation, biological process: cilium assembly. The transcript has 20 exons. Lineage: Eukaryota; Metazoa; Chordata; Mammalia; Carnivora; Phocidae. The coding region runs from base 1 to 2601 and encodes 866 amino acids. Gene Ontology annotation, cellular component: cytoplasm; ciliary basal body. The record is from RefSeq and is a predicted model, not a curated record.
AUGCCAGCGGAGGCGGCGGAUUUGCUUCCAAGCAUGCCCUUCCAGAAGCACGUCUACUACCCGCUCGCCAGCAGCCUGGAGGGUCCCGACGGCCCCGCAGCUGCCUCGGCCGCGCGAUCCGCGAUGGCCAGUGCCCCCCACAGCGCGGCGUCGGGCCCCCUGCCCUUCUUCCAGUUCCGGCCGCGGCUGGAGAGCGUGGACUGGCGGCGGCUGAGCGCCAUCGACGUGGACAAGGUGGCGGGGGCCGUGGACGUGCUGACGCUGCAGGAGAACAUCAUGAACAUCACCUUCUGCAAGCUGGAGGACGAGAAGUGCCCGCACUGCCAGUCGGGGGUGGACCCGGUGCUGCUGAAGCUCAUCCGCCUGGCGCAGCUCACCAUCGAGUACCUGCUGCACUCCCAGGAGUUCCUCACGUCGCAGUUGCACAACCUGGAGGAGCGCCUCCGCCUGAGCAUGGCUGAGGGUGAGCAGAACAAGAAGCUCCUCGCCAAGCAGGCUGGGGAGAUUAAGUUACUCAAGGAAGAGUGUAAACGCAGGAAAAAGAUGAUCUCGACCCAGCAGCUGAUGAUCGAGGCCAAAGCCAGCUAUUACCAGUGCCAUUUCUGUGACAAGGCCUUUAUGAACCAAGCUUUUCUACAAAGUCACAUUCAGCGCCGCCACCCCGAAGAUUCUCAUCUCGACUAUAAGAAAAAGGCACAGACUGAUAAGCUCCAGAGUGAGAUUGAUAUGCUGAAGGAGCAGCUGCAGCUCACCAGGUCUCAGCUGGAGGCUGCACAGCACGCCCACGCUGUCAGGUUCUCUAAGGAAUAUGAAAUGCAAAAAACAAAAGAGGAAGAAUUUCUGAAGUUAUUUGAUAGAUGGAAAGAAGAAGAAAAGGAGAAACUAGUUGGCGAAAUGGAAAAAGUCAAGGAAAUGUUUAUGAAAGAGUUUAAAGAAUUGACUUCCAAGAAUUCAGCAUUAGAAUAUCAAUUGUCAGAAAUCCAGAAGUCCAACAUGCAGAUCAAGUCCAACAUAGGCACGUUAAAGGAUGCACAUGAAUUUAAAGAAGAACGUCCUCAGUAUCCCCAGGAUUUCCAAAAUGUGAUGCAACUUCUUGACAGUCAGGAAAGCAAGUGGACGGCCCGAGUUCAAGCUCUUCAUCAAGAACACAAGAAAGAGAAGGGCCGGCUCUUGUCACAUAUAGAGAAACUUCGAACCUCCAUGAUAGACGAUCUCAAUGCAAGCAAUGUUUUCUACAAGAAAAGGAUAGAAGAGCUAGGGCAGAGACUCCAGGAACAGAAUGAACUGAUUAUCACGCAGAGACAACAGAUUAAAGAGUUUACCAGUAAACCAUUAAACAGCGUCAGUGAACCCAAAGGGAAUCCUUCAACUUGGCAAACUUUUGAAUCUAAGCCAACUGCCCCAGCUGUACCUAUGAGUGCCUCAGCCGCACAGACUGUGGAUGCUAAAUCAGGUCUCACAAUGGCACAUGAACAGGCAUUCUCAUCGCACAUACUGGAACCAAUAGAAGAGCUUUCAGAGGAAGAAAAAGGAAGGGAGAAUGAACAGAAAUUAAAUCACAACAAGAUCCACUUAAGGAAAGCUUUGAAGAGUAACCCCUCCCUCAUGAAGGAAAUAAGGAGUGUCUUGGAGCAGAGUUUGCUAGAGAAACUGGAAACCUUUGGGAUUAAUGCGGAUAUACGUGGAAUUCCAAGCGAUCACUUCAGUAGGGUGCUAAGAACUGUGGAAUCAGCGAGACAUGAACGAGAAAGACAAAUACCCAACAUUCAGAAAAUUCGAGAAUUCCUUGAAGAUGAGGUCAGCUGUAAAAUUGAGGAGAGAACCUUACUGUCCUCAGAUAAGUACAGUGCUCCUCCUCAAGUGGAUACCCUUUCAAAUGGAGAAAUACCCAAGGCGGUACAGCUUCCUCCCAGAAGCAGACAGCUGAUAAGACAAAGACCUGUUUUUACCGAUAGGACAUCUGUCCCAAAAGUUAAGAAAAAUAUCACAGAAGAUCAUUUUCCCAGAAAAUCUUCAACUAUUACGACGCCUCCGUUCAGUUCGGAGGAGGAACUGGACGGUGAUGACCUCAUGCAGGCCUGCGCAUCCCCAGACUUUCUUCCUGUGCAGCCGUCCGAAAGCAACAAGAGCGGCUUUGGGAAGAACAUUGUCAAAAGCGACGCUGACUGGACCGAGGGAAGUGAAACUGAGGACUCCGACAUUUCUCCCAAGCCCACAGGAACCUCCAUUAAAACACUGACUGAAAAAGUUGAAAAGACGGUGUCAAAUCGCAGAAACGUGACUAAGCCAGUUGGUGGAAUUAAUGUUGCUGAGGCGUUCAUCAAAAAAGAAUUCAAAGAAGAACUAAAGUGUGCGGAUGUGGAGGAUGAUGACUGGGACAUAUCCUCCAUAGAGGAGGAAAGAUCUCUGGGGAAGAAAACUGGGCGAGAACAGAGGGAACCUCUACCUGUGAAGAAUGAGUCAAAUUCUACUCAAGUGCCAAGCGCCUGGGGUGCGUCUAAUCUGAAGGGGCCAAAAGGAGAAGGACUUCAAGAUGAAUCCAGCACGCUGAAAAGCAGCUUAGUAACUGUGACUGAUUGGAGCGACUCUUCAGAUGUAUAACCACAGCCUCAGAGUCAGAAGGUGCAGAUGCCAACGGGAUUCCAGUAAUCUGCCCACAAGAUUCUAGCGCUCCUGCCUUACAGUAUUUCCCACAAUAACAAGGAAGCUGAUUCAGAGAACAAGGGUCUCUUUAACAGCACCUAAUUCAGUAUUGAAAAACAAAUUGUCAACAGUAUUUUGAAGCAUAUAGAGGGUGUUUAAGACUUCUGCUUAAAAUUAAUAUAUCAUUUUAAGUCAUAAAAAGUUUUUUCUUCAGAACGGUACUCUAGUGUUUAAGUGUAUUUUUUCAACUAAUUUUUAAGUGAAUUUUUUUAAACUUAUAGGUUUUGGUUUGAAUUAAAAACUUUUUUUUUUAAUAUCUUUCUUAUGUGCGUUAUCACACUGGAAGUGUUUUAUUACAAAAUUCUGUUAGUAUGCUUAAACUUGAAUUAGUGAAAUCAAUGAAAUCUUAAGAGUAGAUUGGUUAUUUUUCAUAUAGAAGUAAGUUUAGAAUUAUAAAAAUAUAGCUAGGCCCAUAUUAAAUACCUUUUCCAGAAGUAUGUGUAUCAUACGCCGCCUUGAGCCGUUGUAAGCAUGUUGUAUUAAACAAUUAUUUUAGAACAUUAAAUACCAUUUCUGCAGUAUAAUCUUUGCCUUGGACAUUUUAUGAAGAAAAUGUAGCUGUUUUCAAUCAGAAUCCGAAUAGAAAAGAUUGAGUCAUUACUGAAUUCAUACGUGUAUGUGGGUU